GCAGACACUUCCGCCUUCGGGAGGUGUCAGGGGGCUGCUGCGGCCUCCAGGGGGAGGCUUUGUGGCGCAGAGACGGGACCCGGAGGUUGCGGCCUGGGGCGGCCCCCGUGACCGCCCAGUCCCUCGGCCACCCUGGCGCGCGCACGAACGGCCCCGGAGCCGGUGCUGGGCAGGCCCGGAGAACGGCCCUGCGGCGCGGCGGUUCCCGUCCGGGAAGGAAAUAGCCCUGUGCCACCCAUGCCAGGAGGUCCUUCUCUGUCCCCGGUCUGGCUGGAUGUCAGUGAAGACAGUGAAGAAAGUGCCAUGGCCCUCAGGAACAAGAUGCCUCAAGUGAGGUAAGGAAGGAGAGGCAAUUUCCAGAGCGUCAGGACAGAGAGAAGGCCCAGACCAGCAGAAUUCCCCAAAGCAGCAGAAAAUGAUCAUGCCACAGAUAUCAUUUGAGGAUGUGGCUGUGGAUUUCACAUUGGAGGAGUGGCAGCUACUAAAUCCCAUCCAAAAGAACUUGUACAGAGAUGUGAUGUUGGAGAACUAUAGCAAUCUAGUGUUCUUGGGUCAUGAAAUUCUCAAACCUGAUGCAGUUUUGAAGCUGGAGCAAGAAGAGCCCUGGAAAAUAAAUGAAGAAAUUCUAAAUCACAACUUCUCAGAAGAACUCUGGCUAGAUAAUAAUGUCAAAAUGUGGCACCACAAUAAUCAAGACAAGCUUAAAAAUAUGGAGAAAGGCCAUCAAUAUGUUUUGGGGAAAAUAUUUCAUUCAAGCAUUAACUUUGUUCAUUUAGGAAUGAGACUCCAUAAAUGUGGCACAAGUGAAAAAAGUUUGAAUCAUCCUUUUGAUUUUCUUAUUCAAAAAAAUAACCGUGGAAGAAAGAAACUUGAGCUCAAUAAGAAAUUGUUAUUCUGUAUCAAAACUGACAGAACCUUUGGUGAAAUAAAAUACUGUGAUUGCAAUAAAUGUAGAAAGGCCUGCAACCAAGAGUCAUGGCUCAUUACAAACCAUACAACACACAGAGGAGUCUAUUUAUGCAUGGAAUGUGGUAAAGUUUUUAACAAGAAGUCACAGCUUAUUAUACAUCACAGAACUCAUACGGGAGAGAAGCCCUAUGGAUGCAGUGAAUGUGGGAAAGCCUUCUCACAAAAGUCACUGCUCACUAUUCAUCAAAGGACUCAUUCAGGAGAGAAACCAUAUGGAUGUGGUGAAUGUCCAAGAGCUUUCAGUAGGAAGUCACUGCUCAUUCUACAUCAAAGAACUCAUACCGGAGAGAAGCCCUAUGGAUGCAGCGAGUGUGGGAAAGCCUUCAGCAGGAAGUCACAGCUUAAAAGACAUCAAAUAACCCAUACAAGAGAGAAACCCUAUGGCUGUAGUGACUGCGGGAAGUCUUUCUCCCAGAAAUUAAAGCUCAUUACACAUCAGAGAACGCAUACAGGAGAGAAACCCUAUAAAUGUAGUGACUGUGGCAAAGCCUUCUUUUGGAAGUCACAGCUCAUUACUCAUCAAAGAACCCACACAGGGAAGAAACCUUAUGCAUGUAGUGAGUGUAAAAAAGCCUUCAGCAGGAACUCACUCCUUAUCAGGCAUCAGAGGAUUCACACAGGAGAGAAGCCCUAUGAAUGCAGUGAAUGUGGUGACGCCUUCAUCAGAAAACCACAGCUUAUCAGACAUCAAAUCACACACACAGGAGAGAAGAACUGUCAGUGUAGUGACUGUGGGGAAGCCUUCUUUAAGAAGUCAGAGUUAAUAAGACAUCAAAAACUUCAUUUAGGAGAGAGACCCUAUGGAUGUGUUGAAUGUGGUAAAACCUUCUUUGGGAAGUCACAGCUUCUUACACAUCAGAGAACUCACACUGGAGAGAAACCUUUUGAAUGCAAUGAAUGUGGGAAAGCCUUCACCCAAAAGUCAAGCCUGAUAUCCCAUCAGAGAACUCAUACAGGCGAGAAACCCUAUGAAUGCAGUGAGUGUGGGAAAACCUUCAGUGAGAAGUCAAGUCUCAUUCAUCAUCAGAGAACCCAUACUGGGGAAAAGCCCUUUGAAUGUAGUGAAUGUAGGAAAGCUUUUGCCUGGAAGCCACAGCUUCUUCGGCAUCAAAGAAUCCAUACAGGGGAGAAACCCUAUGCAUGCAAUGAAUGUGGGAAAGCCUUUGUUCAGAAAGUACAACUCAUUAAACAUCAGAGAAAUCAUACAGGAGAGAAAUCUUAUGGAUGCAGUGAUUGUGCAAAAGCUUUCUUUGAGAAGGCACAGCUAAUUAUACAUCAGAGAAUUCAUACAGGAGAAAGGCCCUAUAAAUGUGGAGAAUGUGGAAAAUCUUUCACUAGAAAGUCACACCUUAUGAGGCAUCAGAGAAUUCACACAGGUGAUAAAUACUAUGGGUGCAACGAAUGCGGGACUACCUUCAAGAGGAAGUCACAGCUCAUGAUCCAUCAGAAGAAUCAUGUAAUAUAGAAACCACAUGAGAGCAGUGAGUAUGGAAAGGCUGCUAGCAGAUGUCAUGCCUCUUAUUGCUUCUGAGGAUACACACACGGGACAGAAACCCUGUCAUUGCAGUGACUGUUGGGAAAAAAUUUUUAUUGGAAAGGCAGUGUCACUAAAAAGAAUUCAGAGAUUUUUUAAAAAGUAGACAAUAUAAGAAAGCCUUCUCCCAGAAGACACAACUUAUUACACAUUGAUAGCUCAUCUAUCAAUAACAGAAACUUCUGGUCAAAAGUGAAAGCUUGUUAAAUAUUUAGAAGACCUAAAUAGGUCAUAACAAGUGAGAGGAAGAUUUCAUUCAGAGUAACAUACUUACUAGAGAAUGUGUACAUACGGGAAAUACUGAGUAUUAGAGAUUUCAUAGGCAGAAGUAGUCCUAGUAGUUGGAAGAACUUUAUAAACAUCAUACUAUUGAAAUAAUUCAGUAACGAAGUAGUUUGUUGUACACAAAUUAUAAGAGAUGGUCAUUUUUAAAUGGUAGAUAUGUUUUAAGUGUGAAGACAUCUGCUUUCUGCAGUGGUGGCAGGUCAAGGACCGAAUUAACUCUCUGGCCUUAAACAGCUAAAAACUGGUGUUAGACAUGUGACAAGCAGAGGUUUGUCAUCGCUGGCAGAAGGUGGACAAAGUGGUGGCAGUUUCCAGGCUGCAGCUCAGGGAAGGGAACAAGCGUAGUCCUGCCACGUUGAAUAGAGUUGCAGGAUUGGCAUUUGGGGAGGCCAUGGCAAUAGCAUUUGCAAGGAAAGCAGUGGAGGGGAAGGAGCCUCCCAGAGAGAGGACUGCAGAAAUAGACAUGUUGUCCUGUGAGCUGAUAAAGUGGGCUGGAAAGCAGUAGGCUGAGCAGUUCCUAGAACUCAUUGCAGGGCUGACAACAGUUCCCACCGGCCACAGUGGAAACAACUUUUAAUACAUGGGCUUCAGGUAGAAUUCCCGGAAGACUGUUGCCUUAGUAGUGUGGUAAUUAACCCUAGAUUAAAAGCUACUUUGGACCCACAAUGUCUGGCAUGCAAAAAGGCAAGAAACUGUGACUUGUAAUCAGUAGAAAAAUAAUCAGUAGAGACAUAGAAAAGACUGUGGUUAGAAGUGGUUAGAUGCCGAAACCGGUUUGGCUCAGUGGAUAAAGCGUCGGCUUGCGGACUGAAAGGUCCCAGGUUCGAUUCCGGUAAAGGGCAUGUACCUGGGUUGCGGGCACAUCCCCAGUAGGAGAUGUGCAGGAGGCAGCUGAUCGGUGUUUCUCUCUCAUCGAUGUUUCUAACUCUCUAUCUCUCUCCCUUCCUCUCUGUAAAAAAUCAAUAAAAUGUAUUUUAAAAAAAAAAAGAAGUGGUUAGAAUUAGUAGACAUGGAUGUUGAUAUAGCUAUUAUAAAGCAGAGGAAAACAUGAAUUUGAUGAAACUUGAAGUGGAAGAUAUAUUUUUAAAAGCCAAAUGGGGCUUCACAGGGUGAGAAUUUCUUAAAAUUUAAAAAAAAAAAUGUGGGUGGAAUUAAGAACAGAUUAGACAUAGAAGAAGAAAAUAAUGAACCUGAAUACUAAGAAUAAAAACUAUCCAAAUGAGGUACACAGAGAAAAAAGAGGGAAGGGAAUGGGGGGUCCACUACAAUGGUAUGAAAUACAUAUAAUUGGAGUUUCAGAAGGGAAGAGAGAAGAGGCAAAAGAGACUAUUUGAGUAAGUAGUGGCUGAAAAAUUUCCACAUAUGCUGAAAAGUAUAACUCCACAUAUUCAAGAAGCUCAAAGAACACAAAACAGAAGAAACAAAAUCAUGCCAAUGGACAUCAUGUCAACUUGAUGAAAACCAGUGAGAACCUCAGUAAAGCAACUGAAGAAAAAAAGACAAAGAAUGACAGCACACUUCUGACUAAAGACUGGGGAACCAUUUGUAAAUUACUGAAAGAGGAUAAAAAACCUGCAACCUAGAAUUUACCCAUCAAAAGCAUCUUUCAAAAAUGAAAACAAAAAGAUUUUUCAGGAAAACAAAAGGAGAAUUCAUCACUGAACACCUGCCUUCAGGAAACAUUAAAGUUGUUUUGGGGCAGCAGGAAAAUAACAUUAAGUGGAAAUUUGCAUCUUCAGGAUGAAAGGAAGAGUUCUAGAAAUGGCGAAUAUAUAGGUAAAUAUAAAAGCUAUUUUUCUCAUUUUAAAACAGUAAUAGUCCUGCUUACAGCAAAGCAAUGACAAUGUGUUUUGCGUUAUGAUCUACUUAGAAGUAAAGUGUAUGACCACAAUAGUGCGUAAGUAUGAACCUUUAAAGAUAGUUGAAUAGACUGUAUCAUCGGAGUCAGAAACCCGUUUCCUCGGGGCACAGGAUGGCUUGUGUUUGUAGCAGCUACACAGAAUAUGCAUGGUGACGUUCCAGUGAUGGUUUCUCUAGCAGUGCUGUGUGAUCUGUGUAUGAUAAUAAAGUGGUUUCCACCAUCA
Myotis daubentonii (Daubenton's bat) is the source of this 4872-nucleotide messenger RNA. RefSeq names its product zinc finger protein 613. Gene Ontology annotation, biological process: regulation of DNA-templated transcription. The record is from RefSeq and is a predicted model, not a curated record. NCBI's taxonomy places the organism in Eukaryota, Metazoa, Chordata, Mammalia, Chiroptera, Vespertilionidae.